CCUCCUUCUUCCCACUUGUCUGCCUUUGUCUGUUCUCGACUUCAUCCGAGUGCAUCUUCCUCUGUCAUGCGCUGCGACCGUUGAAGAACACUGGUCCGUUGAAUCGUCGCAAAUCCCACCUGAUCGUUUCCAGAGUUCUCUGGCCCACGGUUCCUUUCAUUCCAUUCCUUCCUAUCGGAGAUAGCACGUCUAUAGUAUACUUUACUUAUCUGCUUGGCAGUAUCGCUUUUCGAUCCGUCGACCCUAUCCGCAUCGCCGUGACGGUCCUACAAUUUUUGUCUUUCAACAGAAACUCAUAAUGGAGGACGGUGGCUACGACCAAAAGCUCCCCUCACGAAAUGACUCGCCUUUGCUGCGCGCGGCCGCAGGCGACGACGACCUAUCUGAUAUGGACGAGCUCGCAGACUCCGACAACUACUAUUCGCCACCUGGUUCGCCAGGGAGGUUGUCCCGGAGUCCCUCGUUCUCGUACCAAGAUGAUUGGGAGACCUUCCCAUCCCUCGACCAGCUGUCAGUCUUCGACUUGCUCGACAACCUUUCCCUUUCGCAACGGCUCGAAAAGCUUCAGCAAGCGAUCAAUGCGCAGAAAGACAAAGUGCGAAAACAACGCGAGAAACUGAAGUAUACCUCUAUAAAUGCAAAGGAGCGCGUCGUGGGCGAAUGGAAAAAGCGGGUUCCUACGGCCGACGAGCGCCUGGACAAGUAUCGCCGGCGGAUGAAGGUCGGGGUUGAACGCCUAGGGAAACAAUGGAACGAAGCGGCCACAGUCACUCUGCGAGAAAAGAUAUCAUUCAUCGCUGGAGUUCUCAACAUCUUUAUCAGUGGCUAUCUCAUCGGCGCACACCCCGAAUAUUUCUACAUCUGGUUCAGCGCGCAGCUGGCGUACUUCAUGCCCAUUCGGUAUUACCGAUACCACAAGAAGGGGUAUCAUUACUUCUUGGCUGACUUGUGCUACUUUGCCAAUGUGCUUUGUCUGUUGAGUCUCUGGGUCUUUCCAGGCUCGCCGAGACUCUUUAUUAGCACGUUUUGCCUGGUGUUCGGGAAUAAUGCGGUUGCAAUUGCCAUGUGGCGGAACUCCAUGGUAUUCCAUAGCAUGGAUAAGGUCGUGAGCCUUUUCAUUCACAUUAUGCCUCCGAUGACUUUGCAUUGCCUAGUUCACCUGACCUCGGCCGAAACACUGAAGGAGAGAUUCCCCGCGGUGUAUAGCAUCAAAUUUAGCGAUCCUGGGUCUCCAGAACACUUUACUCUUCUCUCUAUGAUGGGCUGGGCGACCGUACCGUACAUUGUCUGGCAGCUUGCCUAUCAUUGCUUUAUCACCGUUCGCCGAGCAGAGCAGAUCGCUGCUGGACGGCCGACCAGCUUCACCUGGCUUCGCAAAUCUUACUCGAAAGCCUGGAUUGGCAAGAUUGUGCUUAGCCUUCCGGAGUCACUGCAGGCUCCAGCAUUUAUGCUGAUCCAGUACCUCUAUGCCAUGCUGACUAUGAUUCCCUGUCCACUGUGGCUGUGGUACCGGUGGGCCAGUGGGGCUUUUUUGACCUGCUUGUUCAUUCUGAGCAUUCAUAACGGUGCAACCUAUUAUAUCGAUGUAUUUGGCAAACGAUUCCAGAAAGAAUUGGAGGAGCUGAAGAAGGAUGUUGCACGCUGGCAGUCGUCUCCCGAAAACAACGCCACGGUCGCCGGGCCCGAUGAGAAGGCCACAACAGGAGAGCCAGCCCCGAACGGCUUGGAAUAUAUUGCCGGUGUUAAGCUGUCUGACCGGUCCGGUAUUGACAAGAUCCCUCCUCUUGACUCCAGUGCUGCCUCGACGGGCGUGCAAGACCAGAACUCUGCAGGCGACUCAUCGAUGCGUGAAAGGAAAUAAUGACGCACUUGACUUUUUGGAUGUUCUUUGUAUUUUAAGCUACUCCGAAUUUGCUCUCACUGUCGUCUUUGCACGCCCUCGCCCCCUGUCCUUUCUUUCCACUUGGCUCGAAUUAUUCAACUGCGUUGAUACCCAACCCUACCACCAGCCGUUCUUUGUUUUUUGCGUUUCUACUUGGGGUUACUGGUUUUUGACCUGUUAAAUAAAUACAUCUUGAUGUUAAUAUGAUUAUAUAGACUAAAUGUGGCCGCUGGACAAUGUGAUAUCUUGUUUUGCGACUGUUCAGCCAUCAACAACAAUAGUCAUUAAAGUCUGUCAAAAACCGAUAUUGCCCUGAAAUAACCUCCGCAGACAAGAAAGCUUGGCGCUGUUAUCUCCGGCGGCGACGGGCCGCAAACGCCGAGGCCGGUCAGAUCACGUGCAGAGCCACCUCUUUCCUCGCAGU
Molecule: messenger RNA, 2306 nt
Organism: Aspergillus melleus
Lineage: Eukaryota; Fungi; Ascomycota; Eurotiomycetes; Eurotiales; Aspergillaceae
Product: glycerophosphocholine acyltransferase
Exons: 3
Coding region: 299-1861 (520 amino acids)
Biological process (GO): phosphatidylcholine biosynthetic process
Source: RefSeq, a predicted model, not a curated record